GGGGCAAAGAGGAGCAGGAAACCCGGAAUUUAAGUUUCUCUGGUCUAGUUUCGCGGUGCUUUAGGCUUCAGGCUUCUGCUGUCCCAGACGCCCUAGACGCGGCUUCAGUCCCCGCCGGCCUUCGCCUCCCAGAUGGCAAGAGUCUGGGUCUGCGUGGGAGGUGCCGUCUUCCUUCUUUCCUGUCUGGUUUUGCAUUCGUGCUACAGCGGCUCUCUGGUUUCAAGGACAUUUGCUUUUUACAUACCAUGGAGAAAGGAGGAUACUCUUUUCCGGCUGGAUUUGGGUUGGCCCAAGUAUUCAGAAUACUUCACUGGUUCGACAUUUUCUGUUGCGGUUGACUCCCUCAACGGGUUAGUUUACGUAGCUCAAAGAGGGGAUAACAUCCCCAAGGUAUUAGUGUUCACAGAGGAUGGAUAUUUCCUACGAGCCUGGAAUUACACAGUUGACACACCCCAUGGUAUGUUUGUCUCCGGCACACCAUAUGAACAGUCCGUCUGGAUCACGGACGUAGGAAGUGGAGCCUAUGGUCAUACUGUUAAAAAAUAUAAUUCCCUGGGUGAUCUUGUUCAAGUCUUGGGUACCCCAGGCAAGAAGGGCACUGGCUUGAACCCACUGCAGUUUGACAACCCUGCAGAAUUAUAUGUAGAUGACACGGGAGAGAUUUACAUUGUGGAUGGAGAUGGGGGAUUGAAUAACAGACUAGUCAAACUGUCCCAAGAUUUUCUGAUCCUCUGGCUGCAUGGAGAGAAUGGAACGGGACCUGGCAAGUUCAACAUACCUCACGGUGUUACACUUGACUCAGUUGGUCGGGUGUGGGUUGCUGACAGAGGAAAUAAAAGACUCCAAGUAUUUGAUAAAGACACUGGAGAGUGGUUAGGAGCAUGGGACAACUGUUUCACAGAGGAGGGGCCUUCGGCUGUUAGGUUCACCCCGGAUGGGAAGUACUUGAUCGUGGCUCAGUUGAACCUCAGCAGGCUGUCCAUUUUGGUGGCCCCACCAUCUGGAAGCAUCGGAGACUGUUCUGUGGUCAGCACCAUCCAGCUGGCAGAUCAGGUUCUGCCACAUCUUCUAGAAGUUGACAAAAAGACCGGAGCAGUCUAUGUAGCAGAAAUUGGGGCAAAACAAGUGCAAAAAUACGUUCCAUGGCACAGCCAUGCCCCUGCCUUUGGGGCUUAGUGCAUCCUUCCUGAAGGGGCUUCAAGUAGCAGUUCAACGCCUCAGAGUCACUGUGUUUAAAGUCAUUAAGGCACAGGGUCAGUUUUUACCUCUCCUACCAGACAAGUGUGUUGGGAUGUCAUUAAGAGUCAUGUUUUCUGGUGGUUCUCGGGCCUUAGUUUUACAACUAAUUGUGUAAGAGUGUUUUGGUUUGUUUUUUUUCCUUUUUGUUGGGCCUGGAUGUUGAACUCAUGGCCUGAUGCAUGAUAGCUAGGCUGCUGCCCUAGCUCUGAGCUGCAUCUUCAUGUAAGUAGCUUUUGAAAAAAGAAAUGCAGUUCUAAAAUGGGCUCAUGAAGGGGAACUGUGAUUGUAACCAAGUUACUUGGAUUGGUUGAUUAACUCUCUGGGCUCCUAGGAUAACCUUUUGAUUUCAUUUUCAUCGGGAGAACUGGAAACUACUGGUUUGUUUAACUUCUGUAAAGUGGACUGUGAGUGAUUGUGAAUGGUUGGGCUGCUGAGUGAUUUAAUGCAUGCAGAGUGCCAUGCCAGGUCCAGAGGAUCCUAAAGUAAGGGAGCAGCAUUGUCUGCUUGUGGUCCAGCAGAGAAACAAGUGGGAAUGGUGACAGCAGGAGCAAGAGGACCAUGACAGACAGGAUGAACCAUGCAGGGUGGGUUCAUGGAGACUUCAGGCAGUGGCAGCUUGGGCUCAUUGGCCAAGAGAUGAGUGAGAAAAAGGCAACAAUACCACUCAAGUAGAGAAGGCCUAAGAUUUACAUCCCACGAGUUCUGAGGAAAAGACAAAACAAAGGUUUGGUCUUUUUGCUACAAAAUGCUUAAUGUCACCCUUUACAAGUAGGACUACAACAGCCAGCAUCUAAGCACUUUACUAAAAUGAAGAUUUGCCAAUGGUAUUUUAAGAGUUAAUGCUAGCAAUAAGUUCCCCCACUCACUAUUGUCCAUUUCAGUUUUUAGAAUAAACUCACUUUGCUACUAGCACUUAUCUACCUCCAAGAUACUCUAGGAGAGUUGGGACCAUUCACAGGGAAGUGUGCUAAGCACGUGGAGGUCUGAAGGUAAUUUCCCUGCCUCCCCAGCCUGCUCUUGUCCUAUCAGAGUGCUGGCCUUCAGAUGCACAUUUGUGUUUUUCAAUCUGUUCUGGGUUAUUCUAGACUUUGAGGGAACCCUUUUCCUCUCAGAGUCUUUUGAUCGUCCAUCCCCUUUGCUCCAUCAGUGUCCCUCCCUGAGCCAGUAUUACAUGGUGACUUGUGUGGCACUGGGGACGAGUAAGCUGACCCACUGCAGCUGAAGGAGCUUGGACCUGAUUUGGUACAUGGGUUACAUGUAGUGUUGGAAGAAAAGUGAGCCUCCAGUAGAAAUGUAUUGCAUCCCAAGGCUCUUAAAUGUGUCCCUGUCGCUCACCAGACUGAUUCUGAAGUCACUUUAGUCUUCUUUUAGUACCAAGGGAACAUCAUUCUUUUCUCACUCACUACUGCAGCGUGGAUUGGAUUUGCAGCAGGCACAGAUGUCUGGAGCCUGGAGUACAUUGAAGGAUGUUCUGAGAUGACCUUCCAACUGUCAUUAUUUGCAUUCAGGUUUGCCUGACUGUUCAAGGCUUCUACAAAAUGAAUCUUCAUAGAGUUUAUGCAUUUGCUAAUAACCAGUUGACUUGGAUGGAAACAAGCAAUGUGAAGCUUGCUUUGUUGGUGAGCCAGAAAAGACAUGCAGGGUCCUCUUUGAGGGAGAGAAGGUUAGCUGAACUGCCUUUGUUAUUUCUACAGUAUUUUUCCUUAGCUUGUUUUUAUAAUAGAGGAUUUUUAUGAGGAUUCUAUGCAUAGAUACUUAGUGUUUUGAUCAACUCCAUCCUUCAAUCUCCCCCCUUGAGUUCCCCGCCCCCCAACUUCAUGUGCUUGUGUUCAUUCUGAGUAAACUUGGUGCUGCCUGGUUGUGCAUGGGUAGAGGACAAUCUAGUGCAGCAGGGGUAGCCUUUUAGGAAACAUGUUCCCCAAAAGGUUCUCCCUCCACCAGCAGCCAUCAGUUCCCAGUAACUAAUUUCUCCUUAGGGCUAGGUGUUAUGAGCCUCACCCGGCUCUGUGCUGGGACUGUGACUGGUGUGGUCUUGUACCUGCAGUCAUGGCUGCUGUGAGUUCUGUGUGCUGAACUUUUGUGUCCAGCAGACGCUUUGCUGCAGACAUCUACCACCUUUGUCCUCUUCUGCAUUGACCCCAGAGGCUUUGGGAAUGUUGUGGGUGAUGGAGAUGUCCCAUUUAGAGUGGACGAGUUCAGUCUCUUAUUCUCUGCAUUUGGACCAGUUGUGGGUCUCUGUGUUAAUAUCCAUGUAUUCAAAAAAAAGCUUCUCUGAUGAGCAUUGAGAGAUAAAUAAUCUAUAGGUAUGAAGAUGAGAUCUUCACAGGGACAGUUUAUUACUGCAUCCCUUUCCUGGGGGCUAUGACCUACCCAGCCAUAGGUCUUUAGCCAGUUAACAGUAGCAGGCAAGGCUUCCAUCUUGUACCAGCUUGAUGUCUUCUUUACAGAUUCUUAUAAAACUUACUGAGAAUAUGGUUCCUGAUUGUCUUAAAAGACCUGCUUACAAUCAAAGUAUUUUACUCCCUGCCUUUGGAUCAAUUAGUUAAAUAAAUAAGAAUUGUAUUUUCUAUUGGAACAUUAAAGUUUUGCAAAGAAAAAUUUAUAAAACUUAGCUACUUAUUUUAAGAUUGGAUUUUGGGUUUUUUGGGGGGGGUUGGUUUUGUUUUUUAAAUAAUAGAAGAAUUUCAAUGACCAUAAGAUCCCAGGUUGGGGAGUCUGGGCAUGGUGGUAUAUAUACAUCUAUAAUUCAGCACACUGGAGACCACAGCAAGAUCUGAUCUCAGGUUGCAGACCAACCCAGCUGUCGACUAAUGUUGGCUGCAUAAACACAGGACUAAAGGCAUUGCAGAGCUAAGAGAAUUCUUUUACUCUGCCUCAUAAAGCAUAUGCUGCUGAGGUGUUUCAGCUGGGCUGACAUGGGCUUGGGGAUUCUGUGGGUAGGGAUUCGAACCCAGGUCCUCAUGCUUGCCCAGCAAGUGCUCUAAUCCACCUGUUAGUGUCACACAGUUGAUACAUUGCUAAAUACAUAUUUUUAUUCUUUUCAA
Messenger RNA from Cricetulus griseus (Chinese hamster), 4283 nucleotides. The record is from RefSeq and is a predicted model, not a curated record. NCBI's taxonomy places the organism in Eukaryota, Metazoa, Chordata, Mammalia, Rodentia, Cricetidae.